Mustela lutreola (European mink) is the source of this 1519-nucleotide messenger RNA. Its product is annotated as melanoma-associated antigen B16-like. The transcript has a single exon. The coding region runs from base 61 to 1095 and encodes 344 amino acids. NCBI's taxonomy places the organism in Eukaryota, Metazoa, Chordata, Mammalia, Carnivora, Mustelidae. The record is from RefSeq and is a predicted model, not a curated record. Gene Ontology annotation, biological process: negative regulation of transcription by RNA polymerase II. Gene Ontology annotation, cellular component: nucleus.
AUUCCCCGUUGCCCACUCUCCUCUCCUCACUCCUGUCUAUUGCUACUCAUAAAGGUCAGCAUGCCUCAGCACCAAAAGAAUCCACAAUGCUUAUAUGAUCAGUGCUUUCAGACCUGCAGUGAGAUCCAAGAUAUGGAGGUUGGCCAGGUCUCCAAGACUCUGCAAGAGACCCAUCUGUCCUCUUAUCCUCUGAUACCUGGCAGUUCCAAGGAGGCUCCUGAUGCUGGUAAACCCAGUACCCCUGAGAGUCAUCAGAGUUUCUGCUCAUCUUCCAUCGCCAUGACAACCACCUCAUCAGGUGAAUUGAAUGAGGGUGCCAAUGGCCAAGAAGAGGAGGUUGGCACCUCAUGGGCUGGGCCUACCCCCAAGAAUGUUCCCAUACGUGCUCUAGAUGAGAAAGUGAUUUCAUUGGUCAAUUUCAUGCUCUUCAAGUAUCACAUGAAAGAGCCCAUGACAGAGGCAGAUAUGAAGGUCGUCAUCAAAGAGUAUGAAGACCACUUCACCGAGAUCUUCCUGAGAGCCUGUGAGCACAUGGAGAUGGUCUUUGGCCUUGAUGUGAAGAGAGUGGAUCCCACCAACCACUGUUAUGGCCUCUUCAUCAAAUUGGGCCUCACCUAUGAUGGGGUGCUGGAUGGUGAAGAGGGCAUGCCGAAGACCGGCAUCCUGAUCUUUAUCCUGGGUGUGAUCUUCAUGAAGGGCAACAGUGCCACCGAAGAGGAAGUCUGGGAAGUUCUGAAUUUGACGGGGAUAUAUGCCGGGCAGAAGCACGCCAUCUUUGGGGAGCCCAGGGAGCUCAUCACCAAAGAUUUUGUGAAGGAAAAGUACCUGGAGUACCGGCAGGUGGCCAACAGUGAUCCGGCACAGUUUGAAUUCCUGUGGGGCCCGAGAGCCCACGCUGAAACCACCAAGAUGAAAGUCCUGGAGUUUCUGGCCAAGGUUCAUGGGACUGACCCGAGCUCUUUCCCAUCUUCGUAUGAGGAGGCUUUGCAAGAUGAAGAAGAGAGCGCCCGAGCCAGAAUUUCGGCCUGGUCCACUUCUACUUCUGGGGCCACUGGGCCUUCUAGGGCCAAGUCCCGUCAUUUCUCUUGCUCCUAGAGAAAAACCUGAGGCAGGUUUUUCAGUUUGUGUUUGAGAAAGGGCAGUUAGUCUUCAUAGAACUUAGGUCUGGUUUGGGGCUGAAAGGAAUACGGUAGAUAUGCCUAUGUGUUCCCAAAUUAUUGUGUAACUUGAAAAUUUAUUCUUUUUUAACAUAAUGUAUUUGUUCAAAUAUUGUGUCUUUAAUGUAGAUUAAAUUUAAUUUAGAUUUAAUUAGCUUAAAAUCUACAUGUUUGUGGAUGACAUUGGUCACACAUUUAAUAUUAUAAUGAGGUUUAAUAGUAAGAGCUUUAUUAUUUUGUGAAACUAAUUGUGAAACCUUCUUAUUUUGUCAUCUAGAAUAACAUAACAUGGAAUUGCUAUAGGCAUUUACUGGAAAUGUGAGAUUGAUCAACUUUAAGGUGGUUGGGUUCACAAAAAUAGA